GUUUCGCUCCACCACCACCUCCUAUUUCUUUCCCUUUUCUCUCUUUUCGUCGGCGAUAACGGAAGAAAAAGGACCUUUUUUUUUAAUUGGUCUGAAUUUUUUGGAAAAAAUGGCCGAUGUUUUGACCAAGAGCAGUCUCUUUGCGAUUUGUGACAAUCGAUCCUCGUCGAUUUCCCACAACAGGAGAAGGAAUUUCUCUGUUGUGAGGUUCUCGCGUUGUUCGUCUCAAUCUUUUGGGGGAUUGAGAUCUUCUUCGAAAAGUAGUGGAUUUUUGGGGAAAAGAUUUGAUUUUGGGGAUCGAGGAUGUAAAACUGUGAGGGGGAGUCAACGCCCGACCUCUGUUCAGAUGACUCUUGCCUUUCCAAAGGCUAUGAGAUGGUGGAAGAAAGGGUUGCAGCCAAACAUGAAGGAGAUCGAAUCAGCUCAAGAUCUCGUCGAUUCUUUUCAGACCGCAGGCGACAGGCUCGUGGUUGUAGAUUUCUUCUCUCCUGGAUGCGGAGGAUGCAAAGCCCUUCACCCAAAGAUUUGCCAGUUUGCUGAGAUGAACCCAGAUGUCAUGUUCCUCCAAGUAAAUUAUGAGGAGCACAAGUCGAUGUGUUACAGCUUGAAUGUCCAUGUUCUUCCCUUCUUCAGGUUUUAUCGGGGAGCGAACGGUCGCCUUUCUAGCUUCAGCUGCACCAAUGCAACUGUUAAGAAAUUCAGAGAUGCAUUGGCCAAGCACUCAACGGAAAGAUGCAGCCUCGGGCCAGCAAAGGGCCUCGAGGAAUCCGAGCUCGUGGCUCUUGCUGCAAACAAAGACCUCUCUUUCACCUACACGAGGAAACGAGUCCCUGUGCCAGAUUCAGAUGACGACGGCGUGGCUGAACCAAUCCCUUCAAGCCCGAAGCCCCCUCUUGUUCAGCCCUCAAGAGCUGCUCAUGAGUCUGAAGAUAAGAAGUUGGUCGCGGCUGGGAGAUGAGAUGAUGAUGGCUGUUCAUCCUCUCCCUUGUACAGAAGUUAGUAACUUAGUUGUUGCUGUCUAUAGUCGUGAACCUUCAUAUUAAAGGUUUUCUCAUGUUUUACAAAUGUUCUAUAGUUGCACCAGAGAGCUGCAGGCUUGUCUUGGUUUUUAUUGGUGUCUUGGCCUGCUAGCGAGUUGCUGUGUGAUUAAAUAAUGAAGAGGGAAAGCUUGAGAUGCCCUGUUUGAGAGAAACUGGUUUCUCUUUCUGUAAAUAUUUUUUGUUAUGUGUUGCCCUAAUUCAAGAGUUUAUAUUUCAAUUA
This is a messenger RNA of Asparagus officinalis (garden asparagus), 1260 nucleotides long. RefSeq names its product thioredoxin-like 1-2, chloroplastic. The transcript has 4 exons. NCBI's taxonomy places the organism in Eukaryota, Viridiplantae, Streptophyta, Magnoliopsida, Asparagales, Asparagaceae. Bases 110 to 958 code for a protein of 282 amino acids. Gene Ontology annotation, biological process: cell redox homeostasis. The record is from RefSeq and is a predicted model, not a curated record.